Schistosoma rodhaini is the source of this 907-nucleotide messenger RNA. The record is from the annotation of a GenBank genome assembly. Lineage: Eukaryota; Metazoa; Platyhelminthes; Trematoda; Strigeidida; Schistosomatidae.
CAUUUUUACACAUGCCUGAGUGGCAAAACUUUGUGACCUUCUUACAUCAAUGUUGCUGAUUUUUCUGGAAUAUCAAGGAAAUUCAAAGUAGUAUAGUGAUCUUUACUAGCAGACGGAAAGAAAUAAGCUGCAGAUAUUUUAGUUUUGAUAUAUUUUUUGUUACUCAAGUGCAACAUUCAAUAGUUCAUUAUUUCAAUGCUGAACGAUCUAAGUCAUGGUAGUCAGAUUUUGAAGUCUGUUGCGCAUGUUUUGAACUUAUUCGAUACCUGUAAGGUAAAGUAUGCCGAAGUACUAUUGUGACUACUGUGAUACCUACUUAACUCAUGAUUCUCCAUCUGUGAGAAAGACACAUUGUGGUGGUAGAAACCACAAAGAUAAUGUAAAGGAAUAUUACCAAAAAUGGCUGGAAGAACAAGUCCAAAGAUUAGUAGAUCACACAUCUGAAGCAUACAAGCAAGGUAAAAUGCCACCACCACUAUUUGGGGCUGCAGCAGGAAUACCACCCCCUGGGCUUGGUUACCCCCCUCGCUAUCCUCCUAUGAUCGGUGUUCCAACUGGUUUCAGACCACCCCUCCCAUUAGUUCCUCCACAGGGCAUGAUCAUUCCACCCAGACCGCAAAUCCCGUGGCCUCAACCAGGAGUUGCAGUACCCCCGACAUACACUGUACCACCACAGUGACAUGAUUAAAUAAUGAUCGUUUUUAGUAUGUCACUAUAAACAAAAACUAUGUAAUCAUUUGAAAUUCGAUUGUUUUUCGAAAGCGUUAUUUUUCUUGGUAAAACGUGGAAAUGUCACCACACAAUUAUAGAAGUGUUGCGUUUUCUCUUAUUUGCAUUCUUCAAAGAAUUCUUUCUGUAAUUAUUCUGAAAAGUUUAAUUCCUAGGAAAAGAUACAUCGUGUUACUGC